Messenger RNA from Trifolium pratense (red clover), 994 nucleotides. Its product is annotated as probable carbohydrate esterase At4g34215. Lineage: Eukaryota; Viridiplantae; Streptophyta; Magnoliopsida; Fabales; Fabaceae. The transcript has 2 exons. The coding region runs from base 114 to 881 and encodes 255 amino acids. The record is from RefSeq and is a predicted model, not a curated record.
CCCAUCAUGAAAUUAAGCCAUGGGAUCUCAUGAACAAUUUUUUCUUGAAAAUAUUUUCUAAAUGAUUAAGUCCCUUUGUACUGUUAGAAAUAGAAUCGGAAAGUGAAGAAGCCAUGGAAACCCAAACAGAUCCAAACCAGAAUCCACCCAAAACCAAAAGGCAUAUCUUCAUACUCUCCGGUCAAAGCAACAUGUCCGGUCGCGGCGGUGUCAUCAAAAACCCUCACCACACACCAAACAAACGCUGGAACGGCGUCAUCCCACCGGAAUGCAGUCCCGACUCAUCCAUCCUCCGUUUCAGCUCCACCCUCAAAUGGGAACAAGCACACGAACCUCUCCACGCCGAUAUCGACAACAAGAAAGUCUGCGGCAUAGGUCCUGGAAUGUCAUUCGCAAACGCAGUACGGCAGCGCGUAGCUGGAGAAUUGGGACUCGUUCCCUGUGCCGUUGGUGGCACUGCAAUAAAGGAGUGGGCGCGUGGAGAAGAAUUGUAUGAAAACAUGGUGAAGAGAAGCAAAGAAAGCGUUAAGGGAGAUGAAAAUGCUGAGAUCAAAGCUUUGCUUUGGUAUCAAGGAGAAAGUGACACGUCGAGUGAACAUGAUGCAGAGGUUUAUAAAGCCAACAUGGAGAAUCUCAUCCACAAUGUUCGUCAAGAUCUCAAUUUGCCAUCUCUUCCAAUAAUUCAGGUUGCGCUAGCAUCAGGGUUUGAAUACAUUGAGAAAGUGAGAGAAGCACAAAAAGGGAUUAAUAUUAGUAAUGUGAUUUGCAUUGAUGCAAAGGGAUUGCAAUUGAAGGAAGAUAAUCUUCACUUGAACACAGAAGCUCAAAUUAAAUUGGGUCACAUGCUGGCUGAGGCGUAUCUUACUCAUUUUGAUGUGUGAAUUGUAUUUGAUAAAAGAAAACUAGCUCAUUUCGUUAAAAAGCAUAAGAUCAUAUAUGUUGUAAGUUGUAACAUCAUAAUGAUGAAAACUGACAUUGUGUGGUGAGGAGAUAA